Rangifer tarandus platyrhynchus (Svalbard reindeer) is the source of this 3090-nucleotide messenger RNA. The record is from the annotation of a GenBank genome assembly. Lineage: Eukaryota; Metazoa; Chordata; Mammalia; Artiodactyla; Cervidae.
AUGGUGAGUGUUCGCUGCAAGCUGGCUCGUUACCUGGAGGACCUGGAAGACAUAGACUUUAAGAAAUUCAAGAUGCAUUUAGAAGACUAUCCCAGUCAGAAGGGCUGCACCUCAAUUCCUCGGGGUCAGACAGAAAAAGCAGAUCAUGUGGAUCUAGCCACACUGAUGAUUGAUUUCAACGGGGAAGAGAAGGCAUGGGCCAUGGCCAAGUGGAUUUUUGCUGCCAUCAACAGGAGAGACCUUUACGAGAAAGCUAAGAGGGAUGAGCCAGAAUGGGAGAAUGCAAAUGUUUCUGUACUAAGUCAGGAAGAAAGCCUUGAAGAAGAAUGGAUGGGUUUACUGGGAUACCUUUCCAGAAUCUCUAUUUGUAGGAAAAAAAAAGAUUACUGUAAGAAGUACAGAAAAUAUGUGAGAAGCAAAUUCCAGUGUAUUGAAGACAGGAAUGCCCGUCUGGGUGAGAGCGUGAACCUCAACAAACGCUUCACCAGGCUGCGUCUCAUUAAGGAACACAGGAGCCAAUGGGAGAGGGAGCAAGAGCUCCUUACCAUUGGAAGGACCUGGGCCAAGAUACAGGAUAGUCCUGUGAGUUCUGUGAACUUGGAAUUGCUGUUUGAUCCUGAGGACCAGCACUCUGAGCCUGUGCACACGGUGGUAUUCCAGGGAGCAGCGGGCAUCGGGAAAACAAUACUGGCCAGGAAGAUCAUGUUGGACUGGGCAUCAGAGAAACUUUACCAGGAUAGAUUUGACUAUUUGUUUUACAUUCACUGCCGGGAGGUGAGCCUUGGGACGCAGAGGAGCCUGGGGGAUCUGAUUGCCAGCUGCUGCCCUGGCCCAAACCCACCCAUAGGCAAGAUUGUAAGCAAGCCUUCCAGGAUCCUCUUCCUCAUGGACGGCUUUGACGAGCUUCAAGGUGCCUUUGAUGAGCACACAGAAGCACUCUGCACGAACUGGCAGAAGGUGGAGCGGGGAGACAUUCUCCUGAGCAGCCUCAUCAGAAAAAGACUGCUUCCUGAGGCCUCACUCCUCAUCACCACAAGACCUGUGGCUCUGGAGAAACUUCAGCACUUGCUGGGCCAGGCUCGUCAUGUGGAGAUCCUGGGUUUCUCAGAGGCCAGGAGGAAGGAAUAUUUCUUAAAGUAUUUCUCAGAUGAGCAGCAAGCAAGGGAAGCCUUCAGGCUGAUUCAGGAGAAUGAGAUCCUCUUCACCAUGUGCUUUAUUCCUCUGGUCUGCUGGAUUGUGUGCACUGGGCUGAAACAGCAGAUGGAUAGUGGCAAGAGUCUUGCUCGGACAUCCAAGACCACUACUGCAGUGUAUAUCUUCUUCCUCUCCAGCUUGUUGCAAUCUCAGGGAGGGAGUCAGGAGAACCACAACUCUGCUACCCUCUGGGGUCUCUGCUCAUUGGCUGCAGAUGGAAUCUGGAAUCAGAAAAUCCUAUUUGAGGAGUGCGAUCUCAGAAAUCAUGGCCUGCAGAAGGCAGAUGUGUCUGCUUUCUUGAGGAUGAACCUGUUCCAAAAGGAAGUGGACUGUGAGAAAUUCUACAGCUUCAUCCACAUGACUUUCCAGGAGUUCUUUGCUGCCAUGUACUACUUGCUGGAAGAAGAUAAUCAUGGGGAGAUGAGAAACAUGCCUCAGGGUUGUUCAAAGCUUCCCAACCGAGAUGUGAAGGUCCUUCUCGAAAACUAUGGCAAAUUCGAAAAGGGAUAUCUGAUUUUUGUUGUCCGUUUCCUCUUUGGCCUUAUAAACCAGGAGAGAACCUCCUACUUAGAGAAAAAACUGAGCUGCAAGAUCUCUCAGAAAAUCAGGCUGGAGCUGCUCAAAUGGAUUGAAGCAAAAGCCAAGGCCAAGACACUACAGACUGAGCCCAGCCAGCUGGAACUGUUCUAUUGUUUGUAUGAGAUGCAGGAGGAGGAAUUUGUGCAAAGGGCCAUGGGCCAUUUCCCCAAAAUUGAGAUCAAGCUGUCCACCAGAAUGGACAAUGUGGUUUCUUCUUUUUGUAUUGAGAACUGUCGCCAUGUGGAAUCCCUUUCCCUGAGGUUGCUCCAUAACUCACCCAAGGAGGAGGAAGAAGAGGAGGAAGUUAGACACUCUCAUAUAGACCAUUCUGUUCUCUCUGAUUCUGAGGUUGCAUAUUCUCAGCGGUUGGUGAGCUAUCUGACCACCAGCAUUUGUAGCGGCAUCUUCUCAGUCCUGAGCAAUAACUGGAACCUCACUGAAUUGAACCUCAGUGGCAAUACCCUGGGGGACCCAGGCAUGAAGGUGCUGUGUGAAACACUCCAACAACAGGGUUGUAACAUUCGUAGAUUGUGGUUGGGACAGUGCUGCCUUUCCCAUCAGUGCUGCUUCAACAUCUCCUCAGUCCUGAGCAAUAACCAGAAGCUGGUGGAAUUGGACCUGAGCCACAAUGCCCUGGGAGACUUCGGGAUCAGACUUUUGUGUGUGGGACUGAGGCAUCUAUUCUGCAAUCUGAAGAAGCUCUGGUUGGUCAGCUGCAGUCUCACAUCAGCAUGCUGUGAGGACCUUGCAUCUGUCCUGAGCACCAAUCAUUCCUUGACCAGACUCUACUUGGGGGAAAAUGCUCUGGGAGACUCAGGAGUUGGGAUUUUGUGUGAAAAAGUAAAGAAUCCACACUGUAACUUGCAGAAACUGGGGUUGGUGAAUUCUGGCCUUACAUCAGGUUGUUGUCCAGCUCUAUCCUCAGUGCUCAGUACAAAUCCGAAUCUCACCCACCUUUACCUACAGGGCAAUGCUCUUGGAGACAUGGGGGUCAAGUUACUCUGUGAGGGACUCUUGCACCACAACUGCAAGCUUCAGGUGUUGGAGUUAGAUAACUGCAGCCUCACAUCACACUGCUGCUGGGAUCUCUCCACACUUCUAACUUCUAACCAGAGCCUGCGGAAGCUGAGCCUAGGCAACAACGAUUUGGGAGAUCUGGGGGUCAUGCUUCUCUGUGAAGUGCUCAAACAGCAGGGCUGCCUCCUGAAAAGCCUGAGGUUGUGUGAAAUGUAUUUCAACUAUGAUACAAAACGUGCACUAGAAACACUUCAAGAAGAAAAGCCUGAAUUAACCAUUGUCUUUGAGCCUUCUCGGUAG